This is a messenger RNA of Pelobates fuscus (common spadefoot toad), 1812 nucleotides long. RefSeq names its product glucose-6-phosphatase catalytic subunit 1-like. The coding region runs from base 82 to 1143 and encodes 353 amino acids. Gene Ontology annotation, biological process: glucose 6-phosphate metabolic process; gluconeogenesis. Gene Ontology annotation, cellular component: membrane. Lineage: Eukaryota; Metazoa; Chordata; Amphibia; Anura; Pelobatidae. Gene Ontology annotation, molecular function: glucose-6-phosphatase activity. The transcript has 5 exons. The record is from RefSeq and is a predicted model, not a curated record.
CUAGUUGCAGUGAGUCAGAAACCAGACCAGCAAAAGCUUGAACAAGUAAACAAGCAGAAGAAAUAGAAACAGAGGAAAACCAUGGAUGCUCUCCAUGACUCUGGGGCUCAGGUGGUCCAAUAUCUCCAAGUGAACUACAAGAGUUCCCAAGACUGGUUCAUGUUUGUCUCCUUUGCAGCUGAUCUCCGAAACACUUUCUUCAUCUUUUUCCCAAUUUGGUUUCACUUGUGUGAGUCAGUUGGCAUCAAACUCAUCUGGGUAGCUGUGAUUGGGGACUGGCUCAACCUUGUCUUCAAGUGGAUUCUCUUUGGAGAGAGGCCAUACUGGUGGGUCCACGACACUGACUUUUAUAACAACAAAUCUGCACCUGUCAUAGAACAGUUUCCUGUCACAUGUGAGACUGGCCCAGGAAGUCCAUCUGGACAUGCAAUGGGAUCUGCGGGAGUCUACUAUGUUAUGGUGACAUCGUUAAUUACAAUUUUCCUUAAAAAGCAGCAUGAUCUAACUUUCAAGAACAGGUGUGUUCAAGCUUUUCUUUGGACAGGAUUUUGGGCAGUCCAGGCCUGCGUGUGUUUGUCAAGAAUCUUUCUUGCUGCUCAUUUUCCUCAUCAAGUCAUUUCUGGAGUUAUCUCAGGCAUGAUAGUGGCUGAAACUUUUGAUCAUAUCCAAUCCAUCUACAAGGCCAGUCUUAAGAGAUACAUACAUACUACUCUCUUCCUGUUCUCGUUCGCACUUGGAUUUUACCUGCUCUUGAAAUCUGUGGGUGUGGAUCUACUUUGGACAUUGGAAAAAGCCAAGAAAUGGUGUGCUCAACCUGAAUGGAUCCACAUUGACACAACUCCCUUUGCAGGACUUUUAAGAAAUCUAGGUAUCUUAGUUGGCCUUGGUUUAGCCCUGAAUUCACAAAUGUACAAGGAUAGUUGUCAGGGCAAACAUUCAAAACGAUUCAUUUUCCGCCUCUAUUGUACAAUAGCAUCUCUUAUUGUUCUCCAUAUUUUUGACAGCUUCAAGCCACCAACCAAAGUUGAAAUGCUAUUCUAUUUUCUGUCUUUCUGUAAAAGUGCUGCUGUUCCACUGACAUGUGUAGCAAUUGUACCAUAUUGUAUUUUUCAAGUUGUGAGCAGAAAUGAGAAGAUUCUAUAAGAGCUAGAUAAAUUAAUUUUGUUUACAUUCUACAAGUUUUGCUACUUAUUGGAGUAUAGGACGACAAGUCAUAUCAAGGACGCAUUUUUGGACUGUCGUUUUCUAAGGCUUCAGUUGGAGAACUUUUCUAAGAUAAUGAACAAUCACUCCACAACAGAGACUGAAAAAAAUGCAUCAGCUGUAAGCCUGCUCAUGAACGUUACAGACAUCUAGAGACCAAUAUGAAAUUCUGUUAGAAAUUUAGAGGCAAAUGAAAGCCCUAUAGAAGAAUUAGUCUGAACUUCAGACAAAUACAGUAUUUACGAGGCUGGCAUGAAAAAGUUAAAGUUGGAAAAAAAUAUAUAAAACUGUAAAUUGUCAGUAUGAGUUUAUAUUAGGAAGGUUGUGAUACAGAGCAGCCCCAUAUUUACAAUAAAGGUGCUUAGGAUAAAACACAUAUAUUGUGUUGUGCAAAUAUGUACCUUCUGGUUGAGUGCAUAUAAAAAAUGAAUGAGAAAUAAGUUAUAUUCUUCAGUCAAAACUAAAUUCUCCUGUUCUAUUUAGUGAUGAAAAAUGAAAUAUGGCCUGUUAGAAUGUUUUUUAAACUUUAUAAUAAUGUUUUUCAGUAUUUUCAAUUGUUCAUUAAAAUGUUGUGUUUGUUUUCUAAAAAAAUAAAAAAAAAAUACUAUA